AUGACCAUCAUCUAUUUAGAGUUUUCUCAAAGCCCAGUCUCCGAGGAUUCGAUCGCUCUCGUCACUGAAGCCCUUCAGAAGAUAAAUACCGACCUCAUCGAGACAGAGCGAACCGAAGAUAGUAUCACCUUCACUUCACCCGAUCAUCUUGUCGACAUAUACGGUGACAUCUUUCAAUCAUGGUUGAAUUCAGAUCCCCCGGUCAUAGACACCUGGCGUAUGAUGGCACACUAUUGA
Molecule: messenger RNA, 237 nt
Organism: Penicillium pulvis
Lineage: Eukaryota; Fungi; Ascomycota; Eurotiomycetes; Eurotiales; Aspergillaceae
Exons: 1
Coding region: 1-237 (78 amino acids)
Source: RefSeq, a predicted model, not a curated record